This is a messenger RNA of Corticium candelabrum, 664 nucleotides long. Its product is annotated as dehydrogenase/reductase SDR family protein 7-like. The record is from RefSeq and is a predicted model, not a curated record. Lineage: Eukaryota; Metazoa; Porifera; Homoscleromorpha; Homosclerophorida; Plakinidae. The transcript is spliced from 4 exons. The coding region runs from base 1 to 615 and encodes 204 amino acids.
AUGUAUGGACACAUUGAUGUGCUGGUUAACAGUGCAGGCAUCUCUUGUCGUGUUCCAGUCGAAGAGGUGACAGACGAGUUGUUGAGGACUGUGAUGGAGGUUGACUUCUUUGGACAGAUUGCACUUACUCAGGCUGUUUUACCAGGAAUGAUGGAACGUGGGUGUGGUCAGAUUGUGAGCGUUGUAUCUAUUCUUGCAAAGUUGGAUUUUUCAUUGAGGGCGCCGCUUACAGCAGCUAAACAUGCCAUGAAUGGAUAUAUGUCUGCUCUGAGACUUGACAUGGUUGGGAAUGGCAUUUCUGUGUGUAACAUAAUGUCUGGUUCUGUCAGUACAAAUCUCAGUAAGAAUGCUCUUCUUGCUGAUGGAAGGGCCUUUGGACAGACGGACAACACAAUUUCUACUGGGAUGAAAGUUGAGAGAUGUGCUGAGCUCAUUAUCAAGGCAAUGGCAUCUAAUGUGGAAGAGGCUUGGAUAUGCACACAGCCUAACUUAUUCAUUAUGUAUGCUUCACAAUAUGCUCCAACUUUGCUGAAAUGGAUGAUAAGGGAGAAGCACGUGAAGGCAGCACGAAGCCGUCUGAAAUCUGAUUUACAACAGUCAGUCAUGGCACCAUAACUGUCACUGUUGACUAAUUGAUAAUUUACGAUGUCUAAUGAUUGAUUUG